Messenger RNA from Anoplophora glabripennis (Asian longhorned beetle), 1266 nucleotides. RefSeq lists its product as uncharacterized. NCBI's taxonomy places the organism in Eukaryota, Metazoa, Arthropoda, Insecta, Coleoptera, Cerambycidae. The coding region runs from base 1 to 1266 and encodes 421 amino acids. The record is from RefSeq and is a predicted model, not a curated record. The transcript has 4 exons.
AUGCCUAAAGCUUUACCAUCUCUACGCACAGUGCAGAGAUUUUCUCAAAGAAGGUUUUCUGUGAGAGAAGGGGAAUUCCAAUUUACAAAAUUAAAAACAUUUUUAGACAUAAGAAAUUAUCCUAAAAAAAUAUGGAUAUGUGAGGAUCAAACGUCAAUAGACAGUAAAGUUAAAUAUAAUCCUAGAUUAAAUCAAAUUAUAGGAUAUGUACCCCCUUUAGAUGAAAAUGCCCAAGAUGUACAAAGAAGAUGGAAAAAAAUUUCUCAAGAAGCUAGUGCACAUGGUAUCGAAGUAUUAGGCUUCUCAACAGAUGGGGAUACAAGAAUGUUGAAGACCAUGAAAAUUAGAACAGGUUUUGGAAGUAACAUAGAAAUAAUUAAGUCAGAACAAUGGUUUUUUACAAACAUCUCAGAAAAUGAUCAACUGAUGAUGCAGGAUGCUGUUCACAUAGAUCAUACUUAUGAAUUUCCACGUGAACAUCAUAAUAAGUUGGGUCACGACCAAAUAUUACAUGAGACAACAUUUCCUUCUGAACAAGUCAUAGAACGAAUAGUGAUGAAAGCAAAACAAGAUGUGAUUGAUAUUGUUGCAGGCCUAGGUAUAAUUUUGAAAACAUCGGAGUGGAUUAAACCAAUUUUGAAAAUGACGAAUGAUAGCUUUUAUGAAGAUCUUUCUGAAGGUGAAAAUGGAAUUGAGGAAGAAAUAUUGAGUAUGGAUAGAAAUGAGGAAAGUGAUGAUGAAGUACCAGAUGAAGAUAAAAAUGUUUUAAAAAAUUAUGAUACUAUAUUAUUCAAGAAUCAAACAGAAAAAUCAAGUAAUACAAAUUUAAAAAUAAAAUUGCAAUCAGGAACCGAAAUGGUAGUAAAGAAGUCUUCCCUAAUCUGGUUAAUCACUGGAAAUAAAAGUAAAUUAAGUUCAGAUCGACUUCUUAGAUUCAAAAAUAAUAAUAAAAAUAAAAGAAAUUACGUUUCUAAAUUAGUAACAGAAGUAACGGAACAAAAAUAUUACGCUGUUUUUUAUGAUGAAGAAUGGUUUAUCGGAAAAAUAAUAAAUUAUGACGGUAGCCAUAAUACUGUAAAAAUGAAAUUUUUAAAGAAGUCUCUUAACGUAUUUGUUUGGCCAAAGAAAGACGAUAUCGAUGAGAAAAUUGAUAUAAAAUAUAUUUUAUUUGGUCCAAUUAAUUUAAUUGGAACUCGCCCCUUUCAAAUUUCCAAUCAAGAUUUAGAGAAAAUACAAAAAUGUUAUAAAGAGUUCAGAAGGCAAUGA